AUAUGGACAAUAUACCUGAUUACUUAGUUCUCAGACUCAAUGGGACUAGUUUCUUAGAUAGGCGAGAAGAGAUACUUUCUAUUGAGUAUAAUUCCAUUUUCACAUUCGCAGAGUUUAAGAUGGAAGCAUGAAGAACACUCAAGGUUAAAUAUGAUCCCAAAUGUAGAUUAUUUGAUAAAGAGGGCAUUGAGACUUUUGAGGAUGACCUUAAUAUGCUCAAAAGCCACGAUGUACUCUACCUCGCAUCUCGAGGAGAAGACUUCGACUACAGUUCUGUCCUUAAUGACUACGACCGCAAAGAUGUUCUUGGCGAAGGAGGCUUCGGUAAAGUUUACCAUGCAGUCAACAGAGAAACUGGAGAGGACGUGGCCAUCAAGUUCAUGGAUAUUUCUCACUACCUCACUCAUGCAGACCAGAUCGAAGAAAUCUACAGAGAAGCAGACGCACUGCAGAAGCUGAACCAUAGCCACAUCAUCAGUCUGCACAAGGCGUUCGUGCAGAGGAAAGAAGUCAUUUUGAUCAUGGAGUAUGCAGGCGGUGGAGAACUCAAAGACCGGGUCGAGGAGAUGAAGGACAUGGACGAAAUAUACGCGAGGUUUAUAUUUCAGCAGAUCUGCAGCGCCAUGAGUUACUGACACAACAGAGGCUUAAUCCACAGAGACCUUAAGCUAGAAAAUGUCUUAUUUAAGGAAAAAGGGGGUAUGAUUAUCAAGAUUGUUGAUUUUGGAAUAGCAGGAGUUUGUAAACCUCAAGAGAAAGAGAAAACGGAUUCUGGCACUCUUUCUUACAUGCCUCCCGAAGUAUUAAGCGGAGAAAAAUUAGAAGCAGGACCAGGCAUUGAUAUAUGGGCUCUUGGGGUGAUGCUUUACACAAUGAUUUAUGGAAAACUGCCUUUCUACGGGGAUACUGAGGAUGAAAUAAUAAACUGCAUUAUCAAAAAGAAACCUUCAUUUAAAGACAAGAAGACCAUCUCCAAAGAGCUGAAGGAUCUUCUCAUUAAAGUGUUAAACAAGGAUUCUGAUAAAAGGCUUAGCAUGUUCGAUCUCCAGAAUCAUAAGUGGAUGGAGAUGCAAGAUGAAGAAAUUUUAAAAUCAAUUGAGGAAUCCAAGUUAGAACAAGAACAGGAAGAGGAAAAGAAAUAAUGAAGAAGAUGAGUUGAUUGCUUUCGAUAAACUUAACAUAAAAGAUGACAAGAAGUCAUCAAAAGCGGGCUCGGAUUACAAUUCAUUAUCAGCUCAUUCUUCUAAUCCCUCAGGUGGAAGGAAGAAAAAGAAGAUGAGGGGAUCGAGCCCUCGGAGUGGUAUGAACGGGACAGGGAAGAAGAAAAAGAAGACGAUUAAAAAGAAAGCUACAUAA
Molecule: messenger RNA, 1356 nt
Organism: Moneuplotes crassus
Lineage: Eukaryota; Ciliophora; Spirotrichea; Euplotida; Euplotidae
Source: the annotation of a GenBank genome assembly